AUGACGACCAAAAGAGCUGUCUUGAUUGGCAUCGAUGAGUAUGAAGUCCAAGGACAGGAUCAGCAUCCAAGGAAAGACACUAGCGGGAACGACGUCGAAUACAGAAAUCUGCGGGGCUGCGUCAACGAUGUACUCGCCAUUCGGGAAUACCUCAUCCGUACCUUGAAAGUUCCUGCUGGCAAUAUUGACACUCUACUCGCGCCUGUUCUAGGAACCACGAGUCCGUACGAACAGAGCAGUGAGGUUCACAAACUACCGACGUACAAGAAUAUCGUUGGCGCCUUACAGAAUCUUGCUCGGACAUCUGCCGCAGGGGACAUUAUCUACAUCCACUAUUCUGGACACGGAGCGUGUGCUACGACAGUUUUCGAAUCUCUGCGACAGGGCCACGGAAACAUUGAUCAUUGUCUUGUGCCCUGGGAUAUCAAACAAGGUGGCAAAUAUCUCAGGGAUCUAGAACUCGGCGCUCUUUUGCAGGAAAUCGUUGCAAAAGCUGUGGUCCUUACAGUGGUACUCGACAGUUGCUUCUCCGGCGGUGCUGUGCGGGGUGAAGAUGAUGAUGAGGAAGUUGAAGGGGUCCGUGGCGUUCGGGGCACUUACCUGUCGGACCAAGAGAUUGAUGUUCCUGACAAUAUGGAUAGAGUACAACAUUGGGCUGGCAAGGCUUCCUGGCUGGAGUCGCCGAGCGGAUUUGUGACUCUCGCGGCCUGUCUUGAUUACCAAAAGGCAAAGGAAUAUACCUGCAAAACAGCCACCGACAUCUACAUCCACGGGUAUCUCUCCUAUUGGCUGUUAGACACGCUUCGAAACACGUCUACACGGCUGUCUUCUCGUGCCAUUUACGAUCGAGUGCGUUCAAAGAUAGCGGAAAAGGUGGCCUCCCAAACGCCUUACAUUAUCGGGGAUCUGCGUCGGUUCUUCUUCGACGAGGCUUUCAGGUCUAGAGUCCAUACCCUCACAGUACUUCACGUGGACGAAAAGCAAAGGCAGUGGCUGCGCUUAGAUGGCGGCAGAAUGGAUGCAGUAUACAUCCAUUCCGUCUAUGCCAUUCUUCCUCUCAGCUUUGACCCCGCCACGCCGAUAUCAGAGUCAGACAUCCUCGCAAAAGUACGGAUCGAACGGAUGAAAUCGCGAGAGUGCCGUGCUGUGUUCCUUCAGCCCGAAAGCAUUACGGAUCUGCAAUGGCAAAAGCUUGACGUCGGAUGUCCAGCCGUGUUACAAAGCCUGCCUCUAGGAGGCACAGCCGGAGUUCGAUUCAUCGCUAGCAAUGAAGCCCAAGCUGUCCAGUUUCCACGCGACUGGGAUCAUAGCUUGAAAGGGAGAGAGAAAUUAUGCUUAUCAACUGACGACGACGCUCAGUUCCGAGUCCAGUUGGACCAUGAAGGGUGCUAUCAGAUCAACUGCGUUGGUGAUAUCUUCCCUGCAUAUAUCUCCAACACCCUGGCUCCGCUUAGUGGAGAUAAGCGCAUGCCCAAGCUCAUCUCUCGACUAGAACACAUAGCUCGGUUCAAACUGUUGAGAGGAUUGGAGAAUCCACACAUUCGUCUUGGCAACCUCCCAGACCUUGCAUAUGUCACUCUCGAGCCCUCACCAGACGGCGAAUAUGCAGACACUGAAAAGUCGAUUUGGAUACCUGCCGCUCAGAGCAUUGGCUUGCAGCAAGACGGUGUAUAUCGUGUGCAACAAAAGGAACUGUUCCGCUUCAAAGUCACAAACAACUCCGAUAAUACCAUCGGUUGCGUCAUACUCAAUUUCAAUCCUGAGAUGGGCAUUUCGGUCAUGCACGAAAACCUGUUCCACAGUAUUGCGCCCCACGAUCAACUCGAUGUAGAUCUCUUUGUAGGGAUUUCGGAUACUUUGCAGGCUGCUGCUGCACGUGCAAUCCCGAUUGUGGACACAUUCAAAAUAUUCGUAUCUGUUCCAGAGAAGGAUAUGAGCGCCAUGGCGUUACAGAAAUUACGAGUCGCUGAAGAUGAAGGUUACUGGAGAGGAAACGAGUCGGCUGAGAAUUUGGACGAUCUCCUGCAAGAGCUAGCGCCUCUUUGUCGCGAUGGUGCAUUUCCCCUUUCAAGACAGCCAAAGAUGGACGACGAUUGGCAAACAUUUGAUUUCCAUAUUCAAGCGCUGGUAUAA
Molecule: messenger RNA, 2133 nt
Organism: Alternaria conjuncta
Lineage: Eukaryota; Fungi; Ascomycota; Dothideomycetes; Pleosporales; Pleosporaceae
Exons: 1
Coding region: 1-2133 (710 amino acids)
Biological process (GO): proteolysis
Molecular function (GO): cysteine-type endopeptidase activity
Source: RefSeq, a predicted model, not a curated record